AAUUCAUAUAACAAACAAGGAUGUUAAUGCAAUAGUUGCAAUAGAAAUCUUAUACAAACGGAUAGUCACGUUACAAGCCAUCCCGACGCUGUUGUGAAUUGUAUUUAAGUCUGAUUUGAAUAUUGAAAAUCAUUAGAAACAACUAGUCUCUGCUAUAAACACCGACAGUGUCACAUAAAAAAUGAAAAUAUCUUUAGUAAGCGCAUUUUUGGUCUGCGGAUAUAUGACAUUUGCAAAAGCAAACGAGGUGUGCCUUAACGAGACGGAAUAUGAUUUUUACAUGUUGGAGCAUCUUGUGACGGACAUGAAAAAAAGACUUGAGUCUUUGAGAGAAAAUGUCAAAGAGAAAGUACAAACAAAAUGUCAACGAAAUUUUCCGAAAGCUCAUGCGCUGAUGGUUGGGUUUCUUACAACGGAUCUUGUUACCUCUUUGAAACUGUUCCAGCUCGUAAUUUUGAAGAAGCGAGGGCUCUCUGCAACCAAAAAGGAUCUGUCCUGUUUUAUGUACAGGACGAAGCGGAAAAUGUGUUCAUAGUCAGAAUGCUGGACCGCUUGAAAUCAAGUGCUCCUUGGCUAAUGGGAUUGACUGACCAAUGCUCUGAAGGAAAAUGGAAAUGGAUCGACACAAGUGCUCCAGCGACAUUUAUCAAAUGGGCUCCCGGUCAGCCAGAAGGUCUCACCAAACAGAACUGCGUGGUGUACAGCAUUUCUGACACAAAUCGUUGGCAUGACGUACACUGUUCUUCUAAAAAUUCAGUUAUCUGCAAAGCAGAACGGAUGAUGGUGGCGUGAUUGGAGGAUAGAUAUGUUGUGCUGCGAGUUGUGCAGCGUCUUAUUUCAGUACUUAUAUUUUUUCGUCGUCGUUGUUGUUUUUUUUGGAAGCUGUAACUGACUGAAAGUCAAAAUCUAAAGAUAUAAAAACUCGUCGUAAGCUUCCUGAGUUUAUUUUAAUAAACCUUUUCUUUUAUCAUUAUUACAUAAACAUACAUAUUAUAUACAUAUAACAUACAUAAAUAGACUAUUUUCAAUAUCAACAAUUUCAUGUCUUUGUAUUUAAUCCACAUGUUUUCAAAAACUUUAAAUGAAUUCAUUUUCUUGAACAUUGUAUGCAUAAUAUUUAUCCAACAUGUUAUAGUAAAAUGUAAGUUACUAAAUAAUUUGUAGUACACAUGUACAAAAUUAAUGUCAUUCCUUGUUAACUUAUAUAGAACAAUUCUUUACUAUUUUAUAAUAAAAUAAUGCUUCACUUCAUACUAUUACAUAAACAGUAAACAGUAAAAUCCGUACAUAAAAUAACUUGUAAAAUACCAAAAAAAUCUUAUCUCUGUCAGCUUCUUGAGUUUAUUUUAAUAAUGCUAUUUAAUAAUGCUAUAAUUUGAAUUUACCAAUCAGACUUUAACAUGUUUAUAUAAACAAUAAGUUGACAGUUUUUGUCGGUAGAAUUUGUACAUAAUUUGUAUAGAUCUAAUUAUAUAUUCUCGAGCAUAUAGAAAC
Ruditapes philippinarum (Manila clam) is the source of this 1494-nucleotide messenger RNA. RefSeq names its product perlucin-like protein. The transcript is spliced from 6 exons. The record is from RefSeq and is a predicted model, not a curated record. NCBI's taxonomy places the organism in Eukaryota, Metazoa, Mollusca, Bivalvia, Venerida, Veneridae. Gene Ontology annotation, molecular function: signaling receptor activity. The coding region runs from base 361 to 792 and encodes 143 amino acids.